Arctia plantaginis is the source of this 915-nucleotide messenger RNA. The record is from the annotation of a GenBank genome assembly. Lineage: Eukaryota; Metazoa; Arthropoda; Insecta; Lepidoptera; Erebidae.
AUGCACCGUGAAAAGGUCCUCACGAAAACAGUAAGAGCCAAGGACCCAGAGCAGCAUACGCAGCCCUCCGGCUCGGCUGAAUCAGCAUUGCUUACUGAAACCAAGGCAUCAGGAAGUAACACCGCGGAGCGGGAGGGGCAGGUGCCGCCAACAUCAUCUAGGGAUAGCGACGUUACGGCCUGCACGGCUGAACCCGGGCGGGGGGAAGUGUGCGGCGAGGGGGAGCCGGCCGUCUCGGAAGCGUCGGUCGUUACCCCAAACGACCAGACGCUGCAGAAAAUAUAUAACUGGCUGCAGGAUGACCUCUCUCCCAUGCCUGUCAUCUCCGACGACGAGUCGGUCGUUUCCCUGCCGGCUUCGCCUGUCCUCGGGGACAAAAGGAGACAAAGCCUGCUCCUGACCUCCGGGAGGCGGCUCGGAGUGGAAAUGGACGCGGCCACAAAAGAGGCCAACGAGGCGCUCCUUAGGGGAAAGGAAGCCCUGGAGUCGUCGGGCAACAUUAGGAGGGACUGCAAACAGACAGCGCUGGAGAGUCUCCAAACGCUCUACGAGAUUGCCCUGGCGCUGUCGGACUCCAGGUCCAGACAUAAGGAGAACCUGGAGAAGGAACGGUCGAGGCACGCCAGGGAGCUCGUGAGGGCUGAGAGGGCUCACAGUAAAGAGAUGGCCGAGCUGUUUAAAAACGUUGCCACAGAACUAGGUCAGGCGCGCGGUGAAAUCGGGGAAACCCUGAAGGAGUCCAGGGCAACGCGGGACUGGCUGGGCUGCGAAACUCGGGAGCCCUUCGAGCAAAUUGGCCAGCUCAGCCGAGCGCUCGCGGACCUCGGGAAAAAGCAGGAAUACUUGGCCGACUGCCUUGCUCGGCACAAGGAGGACCCAGCUGGCAGCAACAACAAAGAGUUCUCAGACAUUUAG